GUGCAGGUGGACCGUGUCUGUGCUGUGGAGCUGGACUUCUGGGGCAGUUGGGUCCUGUGGGCUUGGCUCGACGUCGUACGAGUCAGCCGAGACGAGAGAGACUCAACGCUCCAGGCGCGCCUUGCCAGGGCUGCAGCCACGCUGAAACUUUCGGAGUCGAUGGGCAAGGCCGGCGUCGACUUCCUGAAGCCGCUGGUGUCUGCCUGGGCAGCGCUGGUGCUCCGGCAAAGGAAGGCGAUGGCCGCGGCUGCACAACGAGUGUACGGCGUGGGCUCGGACACCCUGCAGAAGGUAUUCCAGGCGUGGCAGGAAAUCAAGAAUGCCGAGUUCGAGAACAUCAAGCGACAGCUCCGCAGGAAAGAGGAGGACUUCCAGGAGCUUCAAUCUCUUUCGUCACGGCUGUAUACUUUCUCGAAGCAUGCCAGCAGCCGUGUGGAGCACCUCGAAUCCGCUCUCCGUGCAGCGGAGAGGGCCCUCUUUGCCGGCCAAGACCGUGGCGAGGCCUUGGAGCGCGAGGUCCUCGGUUUGCAGAGCCAGCUGCAGCAAGAGGCAAUGAUCUCGGAGACCCGCCUCCGGCAGCAAGAGGUCGUUCUGCACAGCAGGUUCGAAGCCGAGCUGGGCCAAGCAACGGCUCUCGACCGGCGCCUUGCAGCAGAGCUCGGGGCGAGUGAGGAGAGCCAGGUGCGCCUGAGGCAGGAGUUGGGCGCUGAGCGGGCGGAAGCCGCAGAGGCGGACGAGCGUCUCCAGGCUGAAGUCGAAGUUGCGUUGUCGGAGGCUGAGGACUUCGAAGCCACAGCGCACCGGCAUCGCGAGGAGCGCCGUGCGGCGGAGGAGGAGGAAAAGGCACAUCGUGCCGAGGCUGCGGCACAUCGUGAACGGCUUCAAGACCUGGAGGCUUCGGCUGCUGGACAGGCACUUGCGGCGUCACGGCAGCAUAUGCCGCCGCCAGCACAACCGCCACCAACUCGAACUGAGGCAGCGGGCUUGGCACAGCCUUCAGCGUCCUCGACCUUGCAACGGCCUGAGGUGGAUCGGAAGGAGCCUGCAUCGGGAAAGCUUGAGGAGCCCCAGCCAUCAGCGACAACACAGCUGCAGCAGCCGCAGCAGCCGCAGGAACAGCCGCCGCCAGCAGAAGCAAUUGUGCAGCAUCAGCAGGACAGCAAGCCGCCUGGGGAUGAAGCGGCUUCUGCAGGUGCUGAUCAGGCAGAGGAAGAUGGCUACACGAAGGAGGAAUGGAUGGACUUCUUCGUUGAGGAAGGCCUGGGUUCGGAUCAGCUGGCAGUACUGGACCAGAUCUUCCAGAAGCUCGACACAUCAGGAGAUGGUGUCCUUUCUGCUGACGAGCUGAGCGCGGCUCUAAACGAUCGAUCGCUGAAGAUGUCUGAAGAGACGCGGCAAGCCCUUGUAGACUUCAUGUACGACGUGGCUUGA
Messenger RNA from Symbiodinium sp. CCMP2456, 1431 nucleotides. NCBI's taxonomy places the organism in Eukaryota, Dinophyceae, Suessiales, Symbiodiniaceae. The record is from the annotation of a GenBank genome assembly.